Molecule: messenger RNA, 774 nt
Organism: Suillus paluster
Lineage: Eukaryota; Fungi; Basidiomycota; Agaricomycetes; Boletales; Suillaceae
Exons: 3
Coding region: 1-774 (257 amino acids)
Source: RefSeq, a predicted model, not a curated record
AUGUCUGAUUUAAAUUCACCUCCUGAAUCCACUUUUGCACCUCCUGCAUCCACUUUUGCACCUCCUGCAUCUACUUCUGCCACUGAGGAUUCCGACAAUGAAUAUAAACCCCCCACAAUGAGUCUUGCAGAUAUUGCAGUUACAUUGGCAAUGGCUGCAUUGUGCGUUCAAGCCUGUAUCAGUCAAUAUCAGAUGGAGGCUGCUGAGAACAAUGUUCCUUCAGCUCGGAUAAUGUACUUUAAAGCCGGAAUCCAAUGGGAGAUCACUACUUUUGUGACACCGAUUCUGCAGUACUCAGCUGCAAGGAACAUAAUUUCGGUUAUGCCACCCCCGAUCGCUCAUAUUCUUCACUUGUUUCCUCAGCUCACAUGGAACGCGGUUCCAGACCACAUCUUUUCAUCCCACCUAUCUGAGUUUCAUCUGAUCUGGGAUCACGGAGAACCCUCCCGGAUCGUAUCCUCCUAUGAUACUCCAUGGUGGAUGGGGGACACUACAAUCCCUAACCAACCAUGGCAAUGGGAUCGGGUAAUAGAUUCCUGUCACUUUCACUACCAGCAUUGGCUAAGCGGCGUUGAGGACAAUGGUUUCAUCCUUCCAGAGCAGCUGGACAGCAACCCGGCUCCAUCACUGGUGGGACUGAAGUGGAUUAGGGAAUGCCUGGUGUCAUUGAUUCAGGACCAUCAGGAGGGCAUCCGUGAUAAGAUGGUGGAGAUUGAUAUGUACACUGACACCCUAGCCCGGUUGAAGAGAGCCAGAGGGGAUGAUCCCUAUUAA